Molecule: messenger RNA, 948 nt
Organism: Lolium rigidum
Lineage: Eukaryota; Viridiplantae; Streptophyta; Magnoliopsida; Poales; Poaceae
Product: polyubiquitin 11
Exons: 1
Coding region: 38-727 (229 amino acids)
Biological process (GO): modification-dependent protein catabolic process; protein ubiquitination
Cellular component (GO): cytoplasm; nucleus
Molecular function (GO): ubiquitin protein ligase binding; protein tag activity
Source: RefSeq, a predicted model, not a curated record
UGACUUAUUCUGGGUCUGGUAUACUUUUUACUUGCAGAUGCAGAUCUUUGUGAAGACCCUCACAGGCAAGACCAUCACACUUGAGGUCGAGUCCUCUGAUACCAUCGACAAUGUGAAGGCGAAGAUCCAGGACAAGGAGGGCAUCCCUCCGGACCAGCAGCGCCUCAUCUUUGCUGGCAAGCAGCUCGAGGAUGGCCGCACACUUGCUGACUACAACAUCCAGAAGGAGUCCACUCUCCACCUGGUGCUCCGCCUCCGCGGUGGCAUGCAGAUCUUCGUCAAGACCCUCACUGGCAAGACCAUCACCCUGGAGGUCGAGUCAUCUGACACGAUCGACAAUGUGAAGGCUAAGAUCCAGGACAAGGAGGGCAUCCCCCCGGACCAGCAGCGCCUCAUCUUCGCUGGCAAGCAGCUCGAGGACGGCCGCACUCUUGCGGACUACAACAUCCAGAAGGAGUCCACCCUCCACCUGGUGCUCCGUCUCCGCGGAGGCAUGCAGAUCUUUGUCAAGACCCUCACUGGCAAGACCAUCACCCUGGAGGUCGAGUCGUCUGACACGAUCGAUAACGUCAAGGCGAAGAUCCAGGACAAGGAGGGCAUCCCUCCGGACCAGCAGCGCCUCAUUUUCGCCGGCAAGCAGCUUGAGGAUGGCCGCACUCUGGCAGACUACAACAUCCAGAAGGAGUCCACCCUUCACUUGGUGCUCCGUCUCCGUGGUGGCCAGUAAUUGCCUGGCCAUUGAGUUGCUUCUGUGUCUGGGUUCACAACUAAACAAGUCCGGUGGCCUUCUGUGUCCUGCAGUUGAUGUUGGCGUGUCCUGUGUCUGGUGUUUUCUUUGUUGCUACGGUGAUGUUGUCUAGUCUUGUGUUUGUCUGUAUCUACAAACUUGUGCUGUGCGCUGGUGCAGCAGAUUGAAUGAAUGAAUAAGUGAGCCCUCAAUUUGCGCAA